AUGGAGAAGCAUUCAGUAAAAAAAAUGUUUCUAACAACAAGACUACCGAGUUCAACAUCCUCAUCAUCCGAUGGUUCAUCAUCUUCCUUAAGUGAUCAAUUAGUAUUGAAACGAGACAAACGUUUGUUUCACUCAAUUGAUUUUAUUUCAGUUUUCAUUAUUGUUGUAUCUUUGUUCACAGCCAUUGUUGAAUCAAGUUUAAGGAAUGAUCUAUAUGAACAAUGUCCUUUAUAUGCCUCUAUUUUUCUACGUAAUCUCACCUACUUUUCUCUUGACUCUACCGAUCGUUCAUCAACGUGGGGUUCAAUUUAUUUAUGUGAUUUCACACUAUUUGCAUAUUUUUCGGUAUUUGUUUUAACAUUCAUCUCAUUAUGGUUACAUAUAGCAUUUCGUCGUGUCGUUAGAACUGAACGUUUAUUACGUUUACCUAUAUGGAUUUUAACCGUUGCUUUUUCCAUAAUAUGUUUGGUAGCCACGUUUGUAAUCACAGUUGGUACUGCGACAUUUUGUUUAAGAAGUCAAGAUGGUUUAUGUUCAAAUGUACCUGCAUUCAGCGUAUUUCGAUGGAAAAUUAUCUCGAUACCAGUUGGUGCGUACAGUACGUACAUGUUUUCGUCUAAGGCUUCGUUUUUUAUUCAUUUAUUCUACGUAGGUGCGUGGUUAUCAAACAUUUCAAUGAUUUUGAUUACUAUAAUAAGAUCAAUUCAAUUAUUUUCUAAACCAAAAAAAUCUCCUGAAGCAUUAAAAUUUCUCCUUCAACAAUUAAUGGACUACAAACAAAGGGCAAAACAAGAAAAAGAAAUAGUGUCAGAUCAUGAUUCGGAACAAAAACAAAAUGCCUUGUCAGACAGUGUAUUCACGCAGAAAAAUAAAAAACAGAAGACUGGAAAGCGUACGGUCAAAAAACAUGAACAGAUUCCAAUGGAUCGCUAUGGCGAACAUAGACAUACUCAACAUUUUCGUCCAUAUGAUCAUUUUCAAUUGCCUUCAUACUCGAUUGACAGACGUCCAGUUGUGAGAAGACUUCAUCAAUCACGUUCAUGUUUUGAAUAUAUCAAAAAUUGUUUUUCUUGUUUUCGUCAUCGGAACGUCCCACAACUCAUAGAAGCAGAAAACUAUACACCAUUUUAUAUUCCAGAUGAAUACUUUGAUCGACUCAAUUAUUUGCGUUCAAAUCCGGCGGAACGUUAUCUCUGUCGUGAUUUCACUUUAGAUCGUCCAUUAUGUAAACAACAUUCUACUAACCGACAAUCAGAUUUACCUAUUCAUGAUCAAGAAUUGUUGAAACAGAAAAUUCCUCAGCAGAAAUCUCAGUCAACUUCAACUUUAAAUAGUCAACGAGACAAUGCUACAUCUACGGUAUCAUCAGACGAUGUUGUUCCAGAACAAAAUUAUUUACAUCGUCGACGAAGUUCUGUUUAUUUUGAAGAUGAGAAAGCACCUUCUAAAGAAACAGAAUCCGAUAAACCGUCUGAAACAAAGCAAGAACUUCCACAAGAAGUCUCCUGUCGAAAUAAUGAAGACGAUAUAUGGACAACGGUGACUAUCAGUCAAGAAAUCACAACACAAUCUGGCCAUUUUAAUCGACUAUCUUUCGAAAAUGUGGCUAUUAUACCUACAAAUAAUCUCGAUAUACCAGACAAAGUAGAUGAACGUGACAUCACUCAGGUACACGUUACGUCUGAAGCAUUGUUACCAUUCCCAGAAGAAUUUAAUAAAGAAGUCAGUCAGCAGCAACCAUCUGAAAACAAUAACAAGAGUAAUAAUAAAUUUUCUAUAGAGAAUUCACAUAAAUCAUUUCCUCACACAAUGAAACAAUUCAACUCUUUAUCCCAACAAAAAUCAUUAACAGCGAACAUCAGUUAUGAUAAUAAAACUCGUGCAUUCAAAACUGAGGACAAUCAACAACAAGCACAAACUAUUGCUUCGUUUACACCACCAUCAAACAAUAAUUCGCUAUUAUUAUCACCAAAACAACAAACGAUUGACGAUAAUUCAUCUUCCUCCUAUAUUAACGAAAUAAAGUCAUUCGAAGAAAUAGAUACGGGAGGAAAAUAUAAUUAUAACGAUUUAGCUGAAACAUUAAAAUCGAAUGUUCAACGAUUAAGAAAUACGUUUCUUGUAGAUAAACAAACAGAGAAUGAUAGUGUAAAACAACUAACUGAAAAUAAGAUAAUACCACCGUACUUGUAUAAAACGACAAAUUCCUAUCCUAGUUUGAAUAAUGAAACAAUUGAAAAUAAUAACAACAACAGCAACAACAACAAUAAUAAUUUUAUUACUACGAAUCAUAAUACUAGUGAAUCGAACGGUAGAUUAACUUAUACAGAAUUAUUACCUGUAACUAACAUUUCAAGAAAAUCAUCAUUUUGUUAA
Didymodactylos carnosus is the source of this 2376-nucleotide messenger RNA. The record is from the annotation of a GenBank genome assembly. NCBI's taxonomy places the organism in Eukaryota, Metazoa, Rotifera, Eurotatoria, Philodinida, Philodinidae.